ACAAGAAUUGUUGGAGAAGCUGUGGAGAAAGCUUAUAAAGUAACUACUGAGUUUACUGCAACUGAAAUGGAAACACUUGAAGCUGUUGAACUUGCAGAAAUAACAACUAAAAGCACACAGUUGUACAGUGCAAUUGGUUACUCCGUCCUUGCCAUAUUAAUUAUAGUUUUAAUUAUGGUAAUUAUUUAUUUAAUUUUACGUUAUCGACGAAAAAAAAAAAUGAAGAAAAAAGCCGAAUACACAAAAUUAUUAAAAGAAUAG
Messenger RNA from Plasmodium reichenowi, 261 nucleotides. Its product is annotated as rifin. The annotation marks the transcript as partial. The transcript has a single exon. The record is from RefSeq and is a predicted model, not a curated record. Lineage: Eukaryota; Apicomplexa; Aconoidasida; Haemosporida; Plasmodiidae.